Knipowitschia caucasica is the source of this 570-nucleotide messenger RNA. Lineage: Eukaryota; Metazoa; Chordata; Actinopteri; Gobiiformes; Gobiidae. The record is from the annotation of a GenBank genome assembly.
AUGAACUUUGUCGUUAGUUUGGUAACAAUCCUUUUGGCUGCGGUUUUUCAUCUCUCCAUUGUAAAGGGUGCCAGCAUUAAGGCGAUGGACAAAAGCAAAAAUGAAGUGGUCCAGUUCAUGGAGGUUUUGAUGAAGAGCGAGUGCAAACCCCGGGACACGCUGGUGGACGUGUACUCGGAGUAUCCAGAGCACACAGAGUACAUCUACAUCCCGUCGUGUGUGGUGCUGUCCCGCUGCGGAGGCUGCUGCCAGGACGAGAGCACUGAGUGUGUGCCCACAGAGACCCGCAACGUCACGCUGGAGGUCAUGAGGUCGAGGCCAUUGGUAUCGCAACUCAAACUACCACUAAAAUUCACGGAGCAUACGCGAUGUGUAUGCAGGGAAAAGGCGAUCUUAACAGCAGCAAAGAAACAAUACCAGUGUGCGCCUUGCUCCGAGCGGAGGAAGCGCCUGUUCAUUCAGGACCCUCUCACCUGCUCAUGCUCCUGCAAAUACUCUCGCUUAGACUGCACGGCCCGAAAGCUCGAGCUAAACGAGCGAACCUGCAGAUGUGAGCGGCCGCGGAGGUGA